Carya illinoinensis is the source of this 4341-nucleotide messenger RNA. RefSeq names its product F-box protein At3g54460. Gene Ontology annotation, molecular function: protein binding; ATP-dependent chromatin remodeler activity; zinc ion binding. The transcript has 8 exons. The coding region runs from base 164 to 4183 and encodes 1339 amino acids. The record is from RefSeq and is a predicted model, not a curated record. NCBI's taxonomy places the organism in Eukaryota, Viridiplantae, Streptophyta, Magnoliopsida, Fagales, Juglandaceae.
UAAAACCACCCCCUGAUUUGGGGCCCGACGUUCCAAAAGAAACCUCAUCGUCAUUGACUCGUCUUCUCGCUACCGAAUACUUUUCCGAUCCAAGUUGCUUCGAAUCCCAAUCUUUUUAGUAUUGGAGAAAUGGAAUCCCUAAUUUGAUCAGACGCCGCUACCCAUGGACGGCGAGUCGUUUCCUGGCCACAAGCUCUGCGGUUACUUGUGCACGGUUCUUACUGUCAAUCCUCCGCCUCCACAACCCGAGACCCUGAAUUUUAACGCUCGUUGUGAAAUUUUCCGAGACGGUUCUGAGGUUGGUUUCAGCUCAGAGAAUGGCGUCGUACUCUACCCGGUCGAUUCCAUAUCCAAUCCGGCCCCGAACGCUGACGUUCCGUGUUCCGAGCAAUGCAAGCGGAAGAGGAGGGUGCGAAAUAUCGGGCAGGUGCAUGGGAGCAUAAGCGUGGUGCACCAGCUUCACGCCCUGGUUACGCACAAGUGCGUGAAGAUCAAUGCUCGCGUGGUUUGGUUUGGGACUCGUGGUGGUGAUAAUGGUGAGGCAAGGGCCGUGGUUCUGGUCGACGUGUACCUGCCAAUGGCGGUUUGGAGUGGGGGGCAGUUUCCGAGGUCCGGAGCUACCGCCGGUGCGCUGUUUAGGCACUUGAGCUGCGACUGGGGGGAGAGAAUGUCGAUGCUUGCUAGGGGAGAGUAUUACAUAGAAGCUUAUGAAACUGAGAAGAGCAUUUGGAAUCUUUCUGAUUGUCAUGUUCUUGGAUGCAAGCUUCAUUACAAUGUCAGUGAUUCUUCAAAAAGAAGGCUAUUUGAACUUCAUGAAACUUUUAAGAGCUUACCUAGUGUCACAAAGAAGCUACUGCCAGGUCCUUCAAGAAUGAUGCCGGUAGAUGACUCUCAUAGAUCUGGCAUAUGGGAGGUAUCGGAUGACAUUUUGAUUAGCAUACUAGCUAUGCUUGGCCCAGUGGACCUUUAUAGGGUUGCAGCAACCUGUCGCCAUCUAAGAUCCCUGACUGCAUCAGUCAUGCCAUGUAUGAAAUUAAAACUGUUUUCUCAUCAGCAGGCUGCAAUUGAAUGGAUGUUGCAGCGUGAGCGCGAUGCAGAAAUUUUGCCACAUCCUUUGUACUCAGCUUUCUCAACUGAAGAUGGAUUUAGUUUUUAUGUAAAUAUUGUUUCUGGUGAAAUAGUCACUGGCAUGGCUCCCACUGUCAAAGAUUUCCGUGGGGGUAUGUUCUGCGAUGAACCUGGCUUAGGCAAGACUAUAACUGCUCUUUCACUUAUUCUGAAGACACACGGAAUGUUAGCAGAUCCACCAGAUGGGGUACAGGUAAUCUGGGGCACACAUAAUGGCGACAGGAAAUGUGGUUAUUAUGAACUUUGUGGUGAUAAUGUCACUCUUGGCAACACAUUUUUGGACAGAAGGGAUGUAAAUCAGAAUGUUCGAAAAAACAUGGAGGACGGGAACCACUUUUCACCUAAAAGAGCCAGGUUAGUGGUUUUUGAUGACCAAUUCGCAGGAUUUGACGAUCCAAGUCCUAGUCAAGGAAUAAAAACACCUAUAUCUGCAUGCUCUGAACGGGCAAUAUCUGUGGUUCAAUGCUCUAGGGACUUGAGCUGCAUCAAGAAAAACCUUCUUUCUACAUAUGAGGGAGCAACUGGUUUUUCAAAGCAAAGGAAGCUUGGAGAUGAUUCUAGUAAAAGGAGGCAUGCUUCUAUUGUUCCAGGAGAUUGCUCUCACACAAAGCAAGAUGGUAGGUUUUAUGGUGUAGCAAAGGGUUGCAAGAGGCCUGCGAAGGCUUCUGCCGAUCAUCUCGAGUAUAAUGACACCUGGGUCCAAUGUGAUGCUUGUUAUAAGUGGCGGAAGCUUGGAGAAACUAGGGUAGCUGAUGCUGGUGCAGCAUGGUUUUGUAGUAUGAAUGCUGAUCCUUUAUUUCAGUGUUGUAGUGUUCCUGAAGAGUCUUGGGAUAAUUGCAGCUUGAUAAGAUACUUACCGGGAUUCUACAGCAAAGGAGCCUCUGGGGGCGAGGAACAAAAUGUUUCGUUCUUUACCAGCGUGCUUAGAGAGCACUAUCAAUUGAUUGAUUUGGAAACAAAGAAAGCCAUAACUUGGUUGGCUAAGCUUUCUUUGGAAAAGCUCUCACAAAUGGAAUCAAUUGGCUUACGAAGUCCUUACUUGGGAACUUGUCGUGUGCCUGUUGGAAACAUCCAUGGUUUCCAUAGAAUAUUUCAAGCAUUUGGUCUCAUAAAGGGAGAAGAAAAGGGUAUUUGUAGGUGGUAUUAUCCCCGAGAUCUUGACAACUUGGCCUUUGAUGUGGCUGCUCUCAGGAUUGCUCUUUGUGAGCCACUGGAUUCCAUCAGGUUAUAUUUGUCUAGAGCAACCCUAAUUGUUGUGCCAUCAAAUCUAGUUGAUCAUUGGAAAACCCAAAUUGAAAAGUAUGUCAGUCCUGGUCUGUUGCGUGUAUUUGUUUGGACAGAUAAUAGGAAGCCUUCUGCACACUGGCUAGCAUGGGAUUUUGACAUUGUCAUAACGACCUUUAAUCGUUUAAGUGCAGAGUGGGGCCCCCAUAAGAAAAGCGUUCUGCUGCAAGUGCAUUGGUUUAGAGUCAUAUUAGAUGAGGGACACACCCUUGGCUCAAGUCUGAACUUGACAAACAAAUUACAAAUGGCUGUUUCGUUGGUGGCCUCAAAUCGGUGGAUAUUAACUGGAACUCCAACUCCUAACACGCCCAACAGUCAACUGUCACAUCUUCAGCCAUUGCUUAAGUUCCUUCGUGAGGAAACAUUUGGACAGAAUCAAAAGUCAUGGGAAGCUGGAGUUCUUAGGCCAUUUGAAGCAGGAAUGGAGGAGGGGCGGUCACGUUUGUUGCAUUUACUUUGUAAGUGCAUGAUUAGUGCAAGAAAGUUGGAUUUGCAAAAUAUUCCCCCCUGCAUCAAGAAAGUAACUUUUCUCAAUUUUACUGAGGAGCAUGCAAGAAGUUACAAUGAAUUAGUAGUUACGGUGCGGCGCAAUAUACUAAUGGCUGACUGGAAUGAUCCUUCUCAUGUUGAGAGUCUACUGAAUCCCAAGCAGUGGAAGUUUCGAAGUGCAACUGUCAGGAAUGUCAGGCUAUCUUGCUGUGUGGCUGGACAUAUUAAAAUGAGAGAUGCUGGCGAAGAUAUUCAGGAAACAAUGGAUGUUUUAGUUGAGAAGGGUCUGGAUCCUACUUCGGAAGAUUAUGCUUACAUAAAAUACAAUCUCCUCUAUGGUGGGAGCUGUGUAAGAUGUAAGGAAUGGUGCCGUUUGCCUGUCAUUACACCGUGUAGGCAUCUUUUGUGCAUUGAUUGUGUUGCUUUGGACAGUGAAAAAUGUACCUAUCCAGGAUGUGGUAAUUCAUAUGAGAUGGAGACUCCUGAUGUUCUUGCCCGGCCAGAAAAUCCUAACCCAAAAUGGCCUGUCCCCAAAGAUCUUAUUGAGUUACAACCAUCGUACAAACAGGAUAACUGGGAUCCUGAUUGGCAAUCAACAUCAAGCAGUAAAGUCGCUUAUCUUGUUCAGAGCUUGAAAGCUUUGCUGGAAGGUAAUAGAGAGGUGUCUCACUACACGGGUGCGGGAAAAAACACCAAGUGCAUGGACCAGCUACUUUCUUCCUCUCAGAUGACUGAUGGGAAAAUGAGCACAGAUACUCCGAAAAUUAGUCUGGAGAAAGUUCUAAUUUUUUCUCAAUUUCUUGAGCAUAUUCAUGUCAUUGAACAGCAGUUAACUUUUGCAGGUAUUAAAUUUGCUGGGAUGUAUAGUCCAAUGCAUUCUAGCAACAAGAUGAAGGCACUUGCCACGUUCCAGAAUGAUGCAAGUUGUAUGGCACUUUUAAUGGAUGGGAGUGCUGCUCUGGGGCUUGAUUUGAGCUUUGUAACGCAUGUGUUCCUAAUGGAACCUAUUUGGGACAAAAGUAUGGAGGAACAAGUUAUUAGCCGUGCUCAUAGGAUGGGUGCUACUCGUCCUAUCCAUGUGGAAACGUUAGCUAUGCAUGGUACAAUUGAAGACCAAAUGGUGGAGUUCUUACAGGAUGCUGAUGGCUGUAGAAGAUUCUUGAAGGGAGAGUAUGGAAAACCUGAUUGUGAAGGGCCACGAACUCGUCGAACGUUGCAUGAUUUUGCUGAGAGCAAUUAUCUCUCUCAGCUUAGUUUUGUCCGCACUAACCUGAAGAUCUAAAGGUUUCGUAUCAUUCUUUCACCAUAUAUUGUUAUCAUGGUGAUUUAUCUGUUUAUUCUGUACAGUGAUAGCUUGAAAUAUUCCAAGGACAUACUGCCACUGUCAUUCUUUCUAUUUACAAUUAUUUCAUGGAUUAAACUAGCAUGAGAAUUUUGUUA